GCUUGGAUAGACGCAACGGCUAACGGUGACAGGCAUUGCAAAAACAGGCGACCCUAGUUGAGACACGCUGCAGCGGUUCCAAAGGUUCGUCCAAAAGUUCGCUCAAAACACAAACUGUAUCCGAUACGUGCCGUGCCGUGCCGUGCAUCUCAGCUCAGCCACUCACAGCAGCCCGGCAGCUGUGGCCUAGUUGGCAGUGAGUUACCGAACAGCCCCUCCCGCAGUGACCUAGGAAGCGAUGGGAAAACUUUUCGCUUCGCUAUUGAUCGGCGUCGUCGUCGGCAUAAUCGCACCGCGCUGUGGUGCGUGGCGCGAGUAUCGAAUACGCCGCAGUAUCGACCUGUCGGCGGCCAAUCCACUGAUCUCGGACGCUAGGCUGCCCGCGGACCUGGUGCCGGUCAACUACUCGCUGUACCUGCACCCCGUCCUCGAGCGGGCCACGUUUUCGGGUGCCGUCAACAUCACGAUCGUGUGCACCAAGGCAACGAAUCAGUUGACGCUGCACGCCCACCACGACCUGCGCGUGGACGAGGUGAACCUUCAGGUGCGGCAGUGUGAAACCGGUACCGAGCCGCGUAUACGGCGCAUCGACCGUGUCCCCAAGAAGCCCCUGCUGGUGGUUUACUUCCACGACGACCUGACGGUCGGGGCAAGCUACGAGGUGCGCAUCCGCUUUGACGGAAGCAUCUGGGAGAACGUGGAAGGUAUCUUCGAGGGAAAGUACAAACAGCAACCAGGGCUAGAACCGGGGCUGCAACCUGGGCAACCGUUCAGCCAAGACCCAGCGGACCAGCCGCUGGUCGGAGGCGGAACCGAGCUGGUGGCGGACGAGCACAAGUACAUCGGGACGUACUUACGGCCCCAUCAUGCGCGCCGCCUCUUUCCCUGCUUCGAUGAGCCUGCGCACAAGACACCGUUCCAGGUGUCGAUCGUGCGCCCCCGAACCCACCACGUGCUGUUUAAUACCGAGCUCGAGCGCUCGGAACCGCUGGGCCCGAACUCCACUCUGAUGGUCGACCAGUUCAAGCUGACCCCGCCGAUGUCUACGUUUACGUUUGGCUUUCUGAUGUCGGACCUACUGGAGGUGCCGGCUGCAGGCUCCGAAGGGCCGGACGAUGAGACGGUGACGGGUUGUGGUCCGAAAACGCUGCGCAUCUGGGCUCGCCGAGACUUCCGGGACAGCUUGGUGCAGCUGCGGAAACGCGUCAAGCUAACGCUGGCGAAACUGGAAUCGUACUGGGGCGUGGAAUUGCCACUGGAAAAGCUCGACAUCGUGGCGCUGCCCGGGUUCAGCCACGUCAAACCGGCCGACAACUGGGGGCUGAUCAUAUUCAAGGAAAGUGAACUGCAGCAGGGAUACUAUGGCCUGGCGCAGGAACUUGUCUACCAGUGGCUCGGUUCGUGGAUAACUCCGCACUGGUGGAGCGAUGCGCACGUUAACAAGGCGAUAGCGGGCUUCCUGUCCGCGGACACCGCCAUCAAGAUCGACGGUGGGGCAGAGUUUGAGGGCAAAUGGCCCAUGACCAUCCUGUACUCGAUCUACUACGAGUUCAGCAAGCGCUAUCCUCACUCGCGCAUCACGGCGAUGAAACAGGAAACGACCUGCAGCAAAACGGAGCUCGUGCUGCGCAUGCUCAACUACACGCUCGGCGAGGACACGUUCCGCCGCGGGCUGCAGAAGUUCAUCCGCCAGCGCGAGUACCGCACGUUCUACGGCGACGACGUGUGGGAGGCGCUCACCAAGCAGGCCCACUUGGACCGGCGGCUGUGCGAGUCGGCCACCGUCAACGAGCUGGUCGACUCGUGGAUCACCAAGGACCGCAUACCGAUGGUGAAGGUGGUGCGGGACUACGAAAAAGGUACCGCUGCCGUCACGCAGCGAUUGUAUUUGCGCGAGCGCCCCCACGACGUACCGGAGCAGGACAAAAUGCUCUGGUGGAUUCCGCUGGUGGUGGUCACCCAGGAUUCGCUCGAUUUCAGCAACACCAGCGCCACCAAGUGGAUGAAGCAGACGCGCGAGGUCGAACUGGAAGGCUUACCGACGGGCGAUCGGUUCAUUAUCGUCAAUCCGGAAGAGAUCGGCCCGUUUCCGGUGAACUACGAUCAGCGCAACUGGAACCUGCUGGCGAGCUACCUGCAGACGGACGAAGGGCGCCGACGGAUUCCCGUCUACACCAAGGCCAAGCUGCUGCACGAUGCGUGGAAUCUGGCGUACGCCGGGGACCUCAACUUUGCCACUGCCUUCAACAUGACCCUGUUUAUGAUGUACGAGCGUAACCAUCUCGUGUGGAACCCGGUGUUCACGCUGAUCGACCACAUCGGGCGUCACAUCGACAUGUCGGCGGUGCACAAAAAGUUCGAGACGUACGUGCGGACACUACUGACGCCACUGUACGAGGAGCUAGUUGGCGCCCAAUCGGACGAGGAGGAAAUGUGGAAAGUGAACCUGCGGUCACUGGCGAAGAACUUCCUGUGCCGCGCCGGCUACAAACCGUGCAUCGAGGAGGCGCAACGUGCGUUCCGAAAGUGGAUGGAUAGCGCGGAACCGGACAUAGGCAACCCUGUAGCAAACCAGUACAUUUGCCCGGUCUUCAAAUGGGGUACCCGCGAAGAGUGGGAGUUUGGACUGCAACGCGUCAUCAACUUCCCCGAGUCGCGGCUGAAAAGUGAGCGCACGUACCUGCUCAAGACGCUGGCUGGCUGCCCGAGCCAGCCAUCGAAAAUCGAUCGGCUGCUCACCAUCACCGUGCUGGAGGACAACGGUAACUUUACCGACAACGAUGUUAGUCUGAUCUUCAAGAUGCUAUCCGGUGGCUCCACCGGUUACACGACACUUUUCAACUUCCUCAAAACCAACUGGGACACAAUCAAACUGCGCUUCAAAGAUCGGGAAUCGCUCUGGGAUAACAUGAUUAAUUCGGCGACCGGCCUGUUUACCACGCAAGAGGGCUACGAUAUGGUUUCGCGGCUCUACCUGCAGCACCAGGGCGAGUUCGAUACGGCCGAGCACAUCAUCGAGAAGUCACUGAAAAACAUCAAGGAGGAAACGAAGUGGAGUGACGAGAACCUGCCCGUCAUCGAGAAGUGGCUCGACACCUUUAUGGCCAACAACAGUGCAGCGAGCCAGAAAUUUUUCGGCUGACAAAGCCAAAACAGGUCAGGGUUUUGAGAAGAAAAGCAAUUCUCAAACUAUAUCGUACCACCCGGCGGUACCAUGCAUUAGUAGCGCUCAAUUUAAGUAAACGUUUCGGGGGCGCGUUGAACUAACAACGAGUGUGGGAGUGUUCCUCUUUCCAUGGAUG
Messenger RNA from Anopheles cruzii, 3302 nucleotides. Its product is annotated as aminopeptidase N. The record is from RefSeq and is a predicted model, not a curated record. Gene Ontology annotation, biological process: proteolysis; peptide catabolic process. Lineage: Eukaryota; Metazoa; Arthropoda; Insecta; Diptera; Culicidae. Gene Ontology annotation, cellular component: cytoplasm. Bases 239 to 3142 code for a protein of 967 amino acids. The transcript is spliced from 7 exons. Gene Ontology annotation, molecular function: peptide binding; metalloaminopeptidase activity; zinc ion binding.